Molecule: messenger RNA, 594 nt
Organism: Pestalotiopsis fici W106-1
Lineage: Eukaryota; Fungi; Ascomycota; Sordariomycetes; Amphisphaeriales; Sporocadaceae
Exons: 1
Coding region: 1-594 (197 amino acids)
Cellular component (GO): mitochondrion
Molecular function (GO): carbon-nitrogen ligase activity, with glutamine as amido-N-donor
Source: RefSeq, a predicted model, not a curated record
AUGGCCGCCUUCAUGUCGAGACGGCUCGCCUCGAGCUUCAUGCGCGCCCGCCCGGCACCCUCAUACCCUACCGCCUCCCGCCGUCUGGUGCGUUUCUACUCGUCCGACCCGCCGCCGCCGCCGCUGCUGCAAAAGCUCAAGGGCGACCUCAAGACGGCCAUGCGGGCCAAGGACGCCGCGCGGCUGACCGUGUUGCGCUCGAUCCUGGCCGCGACCCUCAACGCCUCCAAGACGGCGAACCCAAUCCAGACCGACGCCCAGCUCGUCGCUCUGCUGCGCAAGACGGCCAAGGCCUCCGAGGACGCCGCCGCCGAGUUCUCGGGCGCCGGCCGCGCCGACCUCGCCGACAAGGAGCAGGAGCAGAUUGUCAUUCUCAACGAGUACGUCUCGGGCAGCGGCAUCCAGGUGCUCGGCGAGGACGAGCUGCGGACUGUGGUGGCUGGCGUCGUGACGGCGCUCACCAGCGAGGGCGCCCAGAGCAAGGCCAAGUUGGGAGACGUCAUGAAGCAGCUGCUCGCUCCCAAUGGACCCCUCGAGGGCAAGAGUGUCGAGAAGGCCGAGCUAGCCAAGAUUGUCAAGGAAGUCAUUGGAUAA